CCUCAGCUCCACUUCCUAGUAAAAAUUUCCUUUCUCCCCUAAUUUCUAGGGUUUCGUAUAGAGAAGAAAAGAGGGUCGAACAUAAUCAAAUAGAAUGGAUUGGGGAAACGUGACCGCUGAGGAUCUGAUUGAUGCGCUUCGUGAAGUUGACUGGUCAUCACCGCCACGUCCUCUCCCCGAAUUCUUCUCUCGCUUCACCGUCCCUCGAUCAUACGCCAAAUGGAAUAGCCGCCUUAAAUGCAAUCUCUACUACUACCGAACCAAUUAUUUCAUUAUGAUUGUUGUUAUUCUUGGUUUGGGAUUCCUGAGGAGUCCGGUUGCUAUUUUAGCUGCGAUGUUAACAGCGCUUAGCAUUGCCUUUCUUAAUGAUAGCUUUGCUGGUACUUUUAGUGAGAAGGUGACUAGAACUGUGAGGCAAUUCUCCCCACAUUUAGCAGCUAAGAUGAGGCCCCCUCUUACACCUGUUAUCCGUGGUCGUCCAUCAGCUAAAAGAACAAUUCACAUAUGUGGUCGGCCACGUUGGGUCUUUGUCUUCAUAUUCUCAUCUGUGAGUUUCAUCCUUUGGUAUGUAUCCUGUGGUCUCUUGACUCUGCUAUGGGCACUUGCCAUUGCCCUGCUUGUCACUAUCCUUCAUGCAAGUUUUAGAACUCCUAACCUGAAGGCUCGUCUUAAUACAUUUCGCGAGGAAUUUCGUGCCGUUUGGCGCAAUUACAGUGAGCUGUAGAUCAUAUAUUCUAUAGCAUGUAAGCUUAUCUACAUCCAAUGUUAUAUUUGUUUUACUUCUCUAGUUUUUACCAGUUAAAUAUUCAACGGAAUUCACUAUUGAUUAAAUUCACCUUCUUGUUUUUGGAAUAUUCUGUAUAUUCACAUGCUAUUCUUAUGUAUUUCAUGAUUGUGAUUUUCUAGUUCACUAUAAUGUAUGUGCAGUAGCAUAUUGGUAUCUUU
Messenger RNA from Hibiscus syriacus, 945 nucleotides. RefSeq names its product PRA1 family protein A1-like. The transcript is spliced from 7 exons. Gene Ontology annotation, cellular component: membrane. The coding region runs from base 95 to 724 and encodes 209 amino acids. The record is from RefSeq and is a predicted model, not a curated record. Lineage: Eukaryota; Viridiplantae; Streptophyta; Magnoliopsida; Malvales; Malvaceae.